ACGCAAAAAACGGUUUAGGUGGAGACCGAAAGGAGUCCGCCCUGGGGCGGGAGGCUGCCCGAGACCUGAGAACUCUCGCGGGAAGAUGUGCCGUUACCAAGGCAACCGCAGCCCGCGGUUGGGAAAGAUGGCGGGUCGAAGUGUUGGAGUGCGGAGACGUGGUGCUGCAGGUACUCAGCCGCGAGGGCAGCUUGCAGCUGGACGGGACCUCUUCGCCCGCGAGCAAGAGUACAAACGUUUAAAUGCAGAAUUGGAGGCAAAAACUGCUGAUCUGGUUCGACAAGCUGAGGAAGUAAUAAGAGAGCAGCAAGAAGUGCGAGCUAGGCCUUUCUCAACACUAAGUACAGCGUGCAAAGAGGAAGAUGCCUGCGGUAGGAGAGAUCUGUUGUCAUCUGAAGGGAUGGACGCUCCAUGGUCAGAAACCAAGUCAAAGAUAAAAAACACUGGUCCUGUGAACAAGGUUCAAAACAGACUCCACUCUGCAGAUAAGGAAAGGAAGACAAAUUUAAGCUUCAAACUGAAACACCCUGAUGUGCAGACUGCCAAUGAUGUGGCCAUCCCAGAUGAUUUCUCAGACUUCUCCCUUGCCAAGACAAUUAGCAGGAUUGAAGGGCGGCUGGAAGAGGACGGCUUGCCAGAAUGUACGGAUGACGACAGUUUCUGUGGUGUUAGCAAGGACAUUGGGACAGAUGCUCAGAUCCGAUUUCUAAAGGCCAAACUGCAUGUGAUGCAGGAGGAGCUGGACAGUGUGGCGUGUGAGUGCAGUACGAAGGAGGAUGAAAUUCAGGAUUUAAAGUCCAAGGUGAAAAAUUUUGAAGAAGACUGUGUGAGACAGCAGCGAACAAUUACAUCCCAACAAUCCCAAAUAGAAAAAUAUAAGACUCUUUUUGAAGAAGCAAGCAACAAAUGUGAUGGAUUACAGCAGCAGCUGUCAUCGGUAGAAAGGGAAUUAGAAAAUAAAAAAAGAUUACAAAAACAGGCUGCUACAAGCCAAAGUGCCACGGAGGUCCGCCUGAAUCGAGCUCUGGAAGAAGCAGAAAAAUAUAAAGUGGAGCUGAGCAAACUAAGGCAAAACAACAAGGAUAUUGCAAAUGAAGACCAUCAAAAAAUUGAAGUGUUAAAAUCAGAAAAUAAGAAACUAGAAAGGCAAAAAGGAGAAUUAAUGAUUGGGUUCAAGAAGCAAUUGAAAUUAAUUGACAUUUUGAAAAGGCAGAAGAUGCAUAUUGAAGCUGCCAAGAUGCUGUCUUUCAGUGAGGAGGAGUUUAUGAAGGCUCUUGAGUGGGGCAGUUCAUGAGUGAGUGAUUUCAGUGUGAUGCUUGUUUUGUGUUAGUUUGACAGCAAAUUGUAGUGUUUCUUUACUGUUCAUAAGUAAUGAGAAUAUUUGUGAAAUAAAAGGUUCAGAUAAUGACCUAUUGAAAUAAACAGUGUUUGGAA
Messenger RNA from Psammomys obesus (fat sand rat), 1434 nucleotides. RefSeq names its product testis expressed 9 (gene Tex9). The record is from RefSeq and is a predicted model, not a curated record. NCBI's taxonomy places the organism in Eukaryota, Metazoa, Chordata, Mammalia, Rodentia, Muridae.